UCCGGUAGUUUAAUGAGCAGAAGAGAGGAAGCUGACGAAGGCCUGCACGAUCCUACCAAUCCAAGGAGUGGCUUUAUCAGCUUUCUGAGGGCUGAAAUUAAAUCACCGAGUCCCGCAUCACGGUACCACCUCCUCAGAUUUAGAGAACAGAGUCCCGACGUAUUUUUACGACCGUUGUUGUGUUCAUUCUCCAUUUCCCCCCAGUAAUUGUAUGCGGUUCCUCUCCGGCUAUCCGGACAGCUAUAGCCUGCGACUCGCCCCCUCUUCAGCUCGCGCAAGGGUCAACAAUAAUAACAACAAGUGUCCGGGAGCCCGAACCGGGCCCGGGCGUGUGCGGGACAGCGAUGCGAGGUUUCGGGGCUUCCAGUAGGUGAGAAACACAGGCCCCUGUGGAGGCAUGAGCGAGCAGAACCACAUCAAACUGAUUUUGUAGCCGCAUAAGAGAUCAGAGCCUGGGCAUGGAGUCAGAAGAGGCCUCCUUGCGGGCCCUGGAAAGUCUUAUGACAGAGUUUUUUCACAGCUGCACCACCAAUGACCGCAAGAGAGAGAUCGAAGAGCUGCUGAACAGUUUUGCGGGGCAGUCUGGAUCCUGGAGGCAUUGCCUCUACUUUCUCUUCAACAGCAGAAAUGAAUACGUCAUGAUGUACAGCCUUACUGUGUUUGAGAAUCUUGUCAAUAAGAUGUGGGUUGGUGUGGCAAGUGAAGACAAAGCGGAACUGCGAAGUUGUUUGCCCAAGCUUCUGCUUUCCCAGCAUGCACUGCUCCCUUUCUUCAUCAGGAACAAACUCUGCAAAGUCAUCGUGGACAUCGGACGACAGGACUGGCCAAUGUUCUACCAUGACUUCUUCAGCAACACCUUGCAGUUGGUGCGGUCUCCAUCUCUAGCUCCGCUGGGUUUGGUGCUGCUGAAGAUGACCUCGGAAGAAUCGGUCUGUCCGAGAGAAGACUUGAGCGUCGCUCGCAAAGAAGAGCUCAAGAAACUUCUGCUGGAGCAAAUACCCACCGUACUGAAUCUUCUGACUGCCGUGUUGAAUGUCUGUCUUUUUUAAACGGGUAUUCUGGAGACUGUAUGGGACAAGCACAGUGUUACAGUCACCACCCCCCCUCCAUCGCCGAACUCUAGAGAAUCAGGUGUUUUGGCGGGCGACAGCUCACCGAUGAUCCUGGACGGCGAGAGCGGCUCUCUGUGUCUGCUAGCGCUGGAAUGUCUGGCGCAACUUUUCAGCUGGAUUCCCCUUUCCUCCUCCAUCACUCCAUCCCUCCUGGCAUCUAUCUUUCAUUUCGCUCGCUUCGGAUGCCAACAGCCAAUCAAAACGAAACCUCUGCCCACUUUGAACGGAGACUCCUCCCCUGGACGUCAUCCUGCCAAUGGCGAUGGGGGUCUCUGCAGGACCGGUCAGAUGGAUCGUGCCCGACUGGGCGUCAUGGCCAUGAACUGUAUUAAUGAACUGAUGUGCAAAAACUGCGUGCCAGUGGACUUUGAGGAGUUUUUGCUCCGCAUGUUUCAACAAACUUUUUAUCUGCUGCAGAGACUCACAAACACACAUUCACAAAGCAACACGCACACUAUUAGAAACAGACUGCAGGAACUAGAUGAAAGCUAUGUGGAAAAGUUCACGGAUUUCCUCAGAUUGUUUGUUAGCGUUCAUCUGCGGAGGAUCGAAUCGAACGCCCAGUUUCCCCUAGUGGAAUUUUUAUCUUUGCUCUUCAAAUACACCUUUAACCAGCCGAGUCGUGAGGGUUACCUGGCCUGUCUUGAUAUCUGGAGUAUAUUCCUGGACUUCCUGACCACCAAGAUCCGAAGCCGAUUGGCUGACAGAGACAGCGUCAUGAACAGGUAUAAAGACGCCCUUGUUCUGCUGUUGCGAGAAGUUCUCAACAGGAUUCAGUUCAGAAUAAACCAGAGUGAGCUGGAGGAGCUCGACGACGAGACGCUGGAUGAUGACCAACAGACGGAGUGGCAGCGAUACUUGCGUCAGAGUUUGGAAGUGGUUGCCAAGGUGAUGGAGCUGUUGCCGUCUCAGACCUUUUCUGUGCUGUUUCCGGUGCUCCGGGAGAAUCUAGACAUUUACCUUGGCCUUCAGCAGUUCAUUGUUACAUCAGGAACAAGUCGCAGGCUGAACAUCACAGCAGAGGCCGACUGCAGACGACUGCAUUGUGCUCUGAGAGAUCUGAGCUCUCUGCUGCAGGCUGUGGGACGUCUGGCCGAGUUCUUCACCGGUGACGGUUUUACCGGACGAUUUAAUGACGCUCUCACAAUCGUCCAGAGGUUGGUGGAAGUGUCGUGUUAUGGUUCUCAGAUCAGCCUGUUUGAUGUUGAAAUGGCCGUUCCGUCAGUGCUCAAACCCGACCUGAUUGAUGUCCACGCACAGUCAUUGGCCGCUCUGCAGGCGUAUUCUCAUUGGCUGGCUCAGUUCUGCAGCGAGGCGCAGCGUCAACAACAUCAAACGCAGUUUGUUGACCUCAUCACGUCAAGCAUGGCCGCCACAACCCCUCUCAUCAAUGCCAAGGUGCCAGAGAAGUUACUGUUAUCCGCGUGCCAUCUCCUUGUCUCCAUGGCGACCACCGUCCGGCCGGUAUUUUUGAUGUCGCUGCGUGCCGUGCAAAACAUCUUCAACAUGAUCACGGAGAAUCAUAACCACAGAUUACCUCAAGAGGCUCACGUCCUUGUGUGUCGAGCUCUGUCAAACGUGCUACUGUUGCCUUGGCCCAGCCUGCCGGAAGCAGAGCAGCAAUGGCCGAGCCGUUCGGCCAAUCACGCGCGACUUAUCAACAGUCUUACUCAGCAGUACCGCCUCCUGCCCCGCCCACCUGACCAUCACCCCACAAGUAAAGCUGUGAUCCAGCAGACGGUGUGUGUGUUGAAGGAUCUGGUGGACAGUAUAUCAGGAGAGGCGACUAAAUCACGUCAGAUCUGUUACCACAGCCUCCAGGAGUCUGUGCAGGUCACGCUGGCUCUGUUUCCCCCCUUCAUCCAGCAACCAGAUGUGACGGAUGAAAUGCUCAGUUUCUUCCUCGUGCUGUUUCAAGCUCUGCGUGUGCAGAUGGGCGUGGCCUUCACCGAGCAGAUCAUCCAAACCUUCCUCAACAUGUUUACCAGAGAGCAGCUGGCCGUCAGCAUCUUGCAGGAGGGCAGCUCGGGCUCCAAUGUGGUUCAGAAAUUUCUGAAGAUUCUGCAGGUAAGACACUGUUCACACCCCGGUCAGAGCUUCAAACCUCUGUUACCCAGCAUUCUCAGCCUGUGCUUGGACCAGGUUUACCCGAUCGUGUCAGAGCGUUCCUGUCCAGAUGUGAAAGCGGAGAUGUUUGAGCUUCUCUUCCAAAUACUUCAUCAUAACUGGAGGUUCUUCUUCAAGACUUCAGUGCUGAGCAGCGUGCAGAGAAGCGGAGCCGAAGAAGUCAUGGAGAACCAAGCUCAGUUCACCGCUGCCAUGCAGGCGUUCGGUCAGUCCUUCCUUCAGCCAGACAUUCACAUCUUCAAACAAAACUUGAGCUAUCUGGAGAUUCUGAACAGCAAACACAAACUGUACCACAGGAAGCUGUUUCGAAACGCCAUGCUGUUUCACUUCCUAAACGUCCUUCUGCACAAGAGUCACGACCUCCUGCAGGAUGACAUCACGCUGGCGCUCUACAACAUGGCAGCCGUGGACUUCCCAGCGUUCUACUCUUCCUUCUUGCCCGAGUUCCUCAAUGGCUGCCAAGGACUCGACCCACAUCAGCGCACAACGCUGGCGCUACACUUCACACCAGAGAGGGACCUGCCAUCGUUUUCUCAGGGAGUGUAUCGACUGGUAAAUGACCUGCGCUUCUACAGACUGUGCAAUGGAAGCCUUCCGCCAGGAACAUUGAAGUUAUAGCAGCAAAUGGCACCCGCCACACAGCCGAAUCAUGGCCCAUCCCUGUAAAGACGCAGAUCUCUGCUUUGGUGGUCACACAUUGCCUUUCGCCAGGUGCCGGCCUGUGAUCUCAGUGGCGGCGUGUUUGUUCGCCAGCUUGUUUUAUGUUUCCUUCGGGCUAGAUUUUACACGUUGCCAAUGAUCAAUAGGCCAAAGCGGAUGUUCUACGGCUGCCGUCGGGACUGGAGUCGUCCGAAAUCAGCUGAUGGGUUUGAAAGGGAUGCACUGCUGCGGAGCGCUGCUUUCUGAACUGUUUGCGAAAGUGAAAGUGAAAGCACACUUAUUUUGCUGAGAUGAACAGACGGCUUUUAAAACGCACUCGAGUUGGUUUAAAGCGGUCUUUCGUGCGAGCUGGCAUUUCUGGAGAUGUGAAUGGUUUUAAAGGGAACAGGUGCGAUGCGGAGCGCUGGUUUUUCUUUUCUCUUAAUUGUCUGAUUUUAUUACCUCUUCCUCAUUUCCGUGGAGAUAGUCUCACGUUUUUCAUAUCAUUCCAUACUAAACCAGGAUAAACAAACCUUCAAUAAAGUUUUAUAAUGAAAUGCAUUGUCUGUGUUAUUGUAGACCCACAUUAAGAGGUGUUUUAUUGCCAUUUAACUGAGGUUCUCUAAGAUGAUAAACGUUUAAUGUAUCGUUUCACAUCGGCAUUGUAGGAAUGCCAAGUGCGUAAUAAUUGCAAGACCUGUCAACCAAAUAAACAACUUUGUGUCAUAAAUAAGAUUUUUGUAUUGAAGAGUUGCUACAGAAUCAUGAACUGCGCGAAUGUUUUCUAAUCAUAUUGACGGCAACAGGACAGUAAGAAAACCUUUAAUGUGGGGCCUGAAAACAACCACCAAUUU
This is a messenger RNA of Triplophysa rosa, 4732 nucleotides long. It is a transcript of the gene xpo6, whose product is annotated as exportin 6. The record is from RefSeq and is a predicted model, not a curated record. NCBI's taxonomy places the organism in Eukaryota, Metazoa, Chordata, Actinopteri, Cypriniformes, Nemacheilidae. Gene Ontology annotation, molecular function: small GTPase binding; nuclear export signal receptor activity. Gene Ontology annotation, biological process: protein export from nucleus. The transcript is spliced from 25 exons.